Messenger RNA from Cololabis saira (Pacific saury), 3107 nucleotides. RefSeq names its product unc-45 myosin chaperone A (gene unc45a). Bases 119 to 2941 code for a protein of 940 amino acids. The transcript is spliced from 19 exons. The record is from RefSeq and is a predicted model, not a curated record. Lineage: Eukaryota; Metazoa; Chordata; Actinopteri; Beloniformes; Belonidae. Gene Ontology annotation, molecular function: Hsp90 protein binding.
UACCCGGAAGAGGGGCAGGAUAACCAGCAUGUUUGAUGAAAGUUGUGUGAAAAUAGUGAUAUUAAACUGAAAAUCCAUCGUACUAAACCACUCCGAAAUUGUAUCGCAAACAUUGAAGAUGUGUGAGAGUGCGAAAGAAAAGGACCAUUUGGCCCUAAAGGAAAAGGGAAACACCUGCUUCAAGGCAGGAGACGUGCAGGGCGCUCUGUGCAGCUACACCAAAGCCCUGAAGCUGACAGACAGCCCGGCAGACCAUGCAGUUCUGUACCGUAACCGCUCUGCCUGCUACCUGAAGCUGGAGGACUACAGCAAAGCUGAGGCUGAUGCCUCCAGAGCACUUGAAACUGACCCCGGCGAUGUGAAAGCUAGGUUUCGGAGAGCCCAGGCCUUUCAGAAGCUUGGUAGGCUUGACCAGGCUUUUUUGGAUGCUCAGAGGUGCGCUCAGUUGGAGCCCAAAAACAAAGCUUUCCAGGAUCUGCUCAGACAGCUGGGAGCACAGAUUCAGCAAAAGUCACAACAACUAAACUCCACAGAUGCUCGUGUGCAGCAGAUGUUUUCCCUCCUCUUGGACGCUUCUUCCAAAGAGUGUGAUCGACAGAAGGCAGCUCAGAAUCUAGUGGUAUUAUCUCGAGAAGAGGCAGGAGCCGAGCAAAUCUUCCGCAACGAUGGAGUGAAGCUCAUUCAGAAGCUUCUUCAGUCAAAGCAGGAGGAUGUCAUCCUUUCUGCCCUCAGGACAUUAGUAGGCUUGUGCACGGGACAUCAGUCGAGAACUAUGGCUAUAGUGAAUGAGUUGGGAAUGGACCAACUGUGCGCAGUAAUGGGUUCAGGAGCCUCCACUGUGUCUCUGGCUGCCUGCCACCUGCUGCAGGUGAUGUUUGAGGCUUUGACUGAGGGCAUGAACAGAGACAUUAAAGGCAAAGAUGAAGCUAUACUUCCUGAGCCUUCCAAAGAGCUACGUUCAAUGUUACGCCAUCUUUUGGAAAUGAUACCAGCAUCUAAUGUGUCAGGCCCGGGCAGAGACAGCGCCAUUAACCUUCUGGUCAAACAAGUGCCUCGAAAGUCCAUGAAAACCUCUGACAACUCUCUCACCUUAUGGGUGAUAGACCAGGGACUGAAGAAAAUCCUGCAGGUGGCUGGGACCGUUCCUGAGCUCUCACAGGGACCAACUCUCACUGACAACACUCAAAUGAGCUGCUCCGUUUUGCUUAACAAACUCUAUGAUGACCUGAAGAGUGAAAAAGAGAGGGAAAACUUUAACAAACUAUGUGAAGAAUAUGUUCAACAACACUUCAACCAGCAUGGGUUAGAUGGCAAGUUGCAUGCCAUCCAGACAGUGUCGGUGCUCCUUCAAGGGCCCAGCGAAGUGGGUAACAGAACUCUGGAAAUGUCAGGAAUGAUGGAUGCAGUAAUUUCUCUCUGUGCCUCCGAAGAUGUAACUCACCAGCAGGUUGCAGUGGAGGCUCUUAUACAUGCUGCAGGCAAAGCCAAGAGAGCCUCCUUCAUCACAGCCAACGGUGUCGCUCUUCUGAAGGACCUUUACAAGAAAAGCGAGAAUGACAGGAUACGUGUGAGAGCCCUUGUGGGUUUGUGCAAGCUCGGAUCAGCAGGAGGGACAGAUUUCAGCAUGAAGCAGUUUGCAGAGGGAUCUACACUCAAGCUUGCCAAGCAAUGCAGGAAGUGGCUGUGUAAUGAGUCUCUUCCCCCAACCUCCCGUCGCUGGUCUGUGGAAGGUCUCGCCUACCUCACCUUUGAUGCUGAUGUGAAGGAAGACAUGGUGGAAGACAAGAAUGCUCUCUUGGCCAUGUUUGAAUUAGCAAAGUCAGAAGACAAGACUGUGCUCUUCGCUGUGGGCUCAACGUUAGUGAACUGCACAAACAGCUAUGAUGUGGAGAAACCAGAUCCUCAAAUGGUGGAGCUGGCCAAGUAUGCAAAGCAGCAUGUGCCCGAGGAACAUCCAAAGGAUGCAUCUUCUUAUGUGGAGAAAAGGCUGGUUAAGCUCCUGGAAGCUGGUGUGGUGUCUGCAUUGGUGUGUAUGGUCAAACAAGAGAGUCCUGCCCUUACUGAGGCUUGUAAAGAAUGUAUUGCCAGAGUUUUUUUGGCUGUGGUGGAGCGGCAGGAAGACAGAGGCACAGUUGUGGCCCAGGGUGGAGGAAAGGCUCUCAUCCCGCUUGCAACUGACAACACAGAUGUAGGAAAAGUCAAAGCUGCACAAGCACUGGCAAAAAUAGCCAUUACAUCUAACCCAGAGAUUGCCUUUCCAGGAGAGAGGAUUUAUGAAGUGGUCCGCCCGCUUCUGAACCUUUUAAGUCUUGAGUGCACCUUGCUUCAAAAUUUUGAGGCACUCAUGGCUCUCACCAACCUCUCCGGCAUCAGCGAAAGACUCAGACAAAAGAUAAUAAAAGAAAAAGCAGUAUCAAAGAUUGAAGGUUACAUGUUUGAGGAACAUGAGCUGGUUAGAGCUGCUGCCACAGAGUGCAUGUGUAAUUUGGUUUUAAGUAAAGAGGUGCAGGAGCUGUACUUGGCCACAGGGAAUGAUCGUCUGAAGCUGCUUGUGCUUUACAGCGGUGAAGAGGAUGACAGGCUCAGGAAAGCUGCAGCAGGAACUUUGGCCAUGCUGACAGCUGAGCAGCCUGAGCUCUGCUCCCGCAUCCCUGGAACUACAACCCACUGGCUAGAGAUAGUGCAGGCUCUGCUGCUGAGUGAAAUUCCUGACCUACGUCAUCGCGGAGUGGUAAUCGUUCAGAACAUGAUGCAGGCAGAGAAAAGCUUGGCUGAGGCACUAAUGGAGAGUGAAGCCUUGGAGAUUCUCUCUGUCCUUGCAAAGGGGGGAGGGGGCAUACCAGAGCCAGUCUCCAAAGUUGCACAGAACUGCCUUGACCAAGCAGUGGAGUAUGGUGUCAUCAGAGGCAGGGAUGGGAAGGAAACAGGAACUGAGCCCUGACACCACAGAUGCACUAUGUCGAUGCGUCUCCAGGCAGUUUUAGCUACUUGGAGAAUUAUUUUGAAUAGUAAAGUCAUUUAAUUUUUGUCACAAAUGGGUUUCUGGAUUUCUCAAGAGUCUUUUUUUUUUUUUUUUUAAGUAAAAAUGAUCAAGUAAUUGAAUGAAA